Molecule: messenger RNA, 464 nt
Organism: Hibiscus syriacus
Lineage: Eukaryota; Viridiplantae; Streptophyta; Magnoliopsida; Malvales; Malvaceae
Exons: 1
Coding region: 1-396 (131 amino acids)
Source: RefSeq, a predicted model, not a curated record
AUGGUUUUCUUCUCAUUUGCUUCCUUCAUGCUUCUCUUAUCUUCAUUUUCCAUUGCUGGGGCUCAAGAAAGAGCUCCCCAUGGCAUUGCAUACGAGAGUCCCAUGACCUUCUCGCCCUCGGCCUAUCAAUUUUUCCAUCCAAACACCGAAAACCCUUGCUCGGUUUCCGACUGCUCACCGUUGCCGGUCGCCGCUCAAGUCGAUGAGUCUAAAGCACUUGCAAUUAAGGUGUCAUCGACACCGGAUAAAUCAGGCCAUGAAAUGGGAGCUGAUGGAGUUGCUGGCAUUGUUUUCGGUUUGGGAUUUGCAGUGCUUUUGGCAAUGGGUGUUUAUUAUGUGCUGAAUACCCGUCGAUCUAAUGCUAACGGCGCCAACAUUGUUGAACCUGAUGGCUGAAUCAUUUUCUCUUCAAACAUAUACAAUUCUCAACGUACAAUAUAGGCCAAGCCUUGCUAAUGAUGGUG